Thunnus maccoyii (southern bluefin tuna) is the source of this 1876-nucleotide messenger RNA. RefSeq names its product growth hormone inducible transmembrane protein (gene ghitm). The record is from RefSeq and is a predicted model, not a curated record. Bases 222 to 1268 code for a protein of 348 amino acids. Lineage: Eukaryota; Metazoa; Chordata; Actinopteri; Scombriformes; Scombridae. Gene Ontology annotation, cellular component: mitochondrial inner membrane. The transcript has 9 exons.
GUAUCUGAACCACUGAUUAUGCUACAGUAUUAUAGGAUUACGAAGGGCUGACUGAUUUAGAACUACAACUCCCAUGAAACCUGUCGCUUAAUGAUGACGCACAUAUUGAGAAUCUUCAGGAAGGUUGCAAAACAAUUGCGUCAGGAACUUGCGCACUUGUAUCUAGAAAGGUGAACGACAAAGUCUGCUCUCUCGAUAGAGGAUAAUAAAUCGUCGUAACUAUGUUGGUGGCGAGGCUGACGUGCCUGAGGAGCCUCCCGCUCGCCGGGCUCCGUCCUGUGCUGACCCAGGGCUCCCCAGCCCUGAGAGUACCCACCCUGAAGGCCUGUCCACCCCUGCUCAGGCCCCAGCAGGGAUUUUCCUCCAAAGCCAGAUUUGGUUUCCGCCGUGCAAGGACAAGUAGAGACCAGCUCAAGGAAGCAGCUUUUGAGCCAGCAACAGAUACCGCAAUUAAAAUUGACAGCAUGGGAAGAAUGAUUCUGGCUGGAGGUGCAGCAGUUGGCCUUGGAGCUCUGUGUUACUAUGGACUCGGCAUGUCCAAUGAAAUCGGCGCCAUUGAGAAAGCAGUGAUCUGGCCUCAGUAUGUGAAGGACAGGAUCCACUCCACCUACAUGUACUUUGCAGGUAGUGUUGGACUGACAGCUCUGUCAGCUGUAGCAGUGAGCAGGACCCCGGCACUUAUGGGACUAAUGAUGAGAGGAUCCUGGCUGGCUAUUGGAGCAACGUUUGCAGCCAUGAUUGGUGCUGGCAUGCUGGUCAGGUCCAUUUCAUAUGAGCACAGCCCAAUGCCCAAACACCUCGCUUGGAUGCUCCAUGCAGGUGUGAUGGGUGCUGUCAUCGCGCCCCUUACUCUCCUGGGGGGCCCUCUGAUGAUGAGGGCCGCCUGGUACACAGCAGGCAUUGUGGGAGGUCUGUCUACUGUGGCUAUGUGUGCCCCGAGCGAGAAGUUCCUCAACAUGGGUGGUCCAUUGGCUGUCGGGUUUGGAGUCGUCUUCGCCUCCUCUAUUGGAUCAAUGUUCCUGCCACCUACCUCGCCAUUUGGAGCGGGCCUGUACUCUGUGGCCAUCUAUGGAGGCCUGGUCCUGUUCAGCAUGUUCCUCCUCUAUGAUACACAGAAGGUCAUCAAGAAGGCAGAGACAUACCCACUCUAUGGUGUACAGAAAUAUGACCCCAUUAAUGCGUGUAUGGGGAUUUACAUGGACACACUGAACAUCUUCAUGAGGAUGGUGAUGAUUCUGGCUGGCGGCGGCGGUGGCAAAAGGAAGUAAACGGCAGGAUUCUGACUUCAGCUUGAGUUUCAUCUUCCACAGAGCUGAACAAAGUCACAUUACCUUACUAGCAGCAUACACAAGGUGUUAUCUUUUAGUGACAAGUCUUAUCUUACUUGUAAAUAACAUGAAAAACAUGAAUGCUUUGCGAAUCUGCAAGGACUGCACUCUGCCGCACAUUGGCAGUCCAAGUAAAGAAGACAAAUUGUUCUACCUUGAUAACACACUGAGACAGAGCUCUUUGGUUGUGGAAGUAUGUGGUUUAUCCUGGAAGUACAGAUGGGUUAAAUAGGCCUACCAGCAUCAUUUUGCCUGUCUCAAAGAUCAUUUGUAUUGUUCAUUAUGUUUUCUAUUUAUUUCCACUUUGGUGUCUGUUCUGUCUCUGAUAAGGAUGCAAGUACAAGAGGAACCUGAUAACAGAAAUGCUACAUGUUAACCAUAGACCGGUCUAGACUCCCAAUACAAUACACAAUAAAAUAAAUUAACUGUUUCAUGCUGCAGUAUACGCUGAUUUGCACUUCUGUGAUUGGUUAGUUCAUAUAUUUCUGAGAAAAAUAAACAAUAAUUUCAACAGUUGAAUCUCUCAAUAAACAUGUUUUCAGUUUGAA